Messenger RNA from Mesocestoides corti, 210 nucleotides. Lineage: Eukaryota; Metazoa; Platyhelminthes; Cestoda; Cyclophyllidea; Mesocestoididae. The record is from the annotation of a GenBank genome assembly.
CACACCAAUGAUGAAAUGAAAACCAAUCAAAAUGCGGGGACAAUGACUGGAAAUGACUUGAGGUACCUCGAUACUCGUCCAUAUUUGGACCGCACUGUAGUUCCUGUUUUAAUGCAAGGAUUAACUCUGAUCGCAAAAGAAAGACCCCCAAAUCCCAUUGAAGCUCUUGCACAAUUUUUACUUCAGCACGCCGAAAAUAGCGAAUCCUAA